Molecule: messenger RNA, 1866 nt
Organism: Ostrinia furnacalis (Asian corn borer)
Lineage: Eukaryota; Metazoa; Arthropoda; Insecta; Lepidoptera; Crambidae
Exons: 5
Coding region: 47-1366 (439 amino acids)
Source: RefSeq, a predicted model, not a curated record
CCGACCGCCGAGCUGAGCGCACGCUCGCACUCACGCACCCGCCGCAAUGAUGCGGCGCGGGUCAAUGGCAAUGAUUGGCGGCGGCGAGCCGCUGAUCGUGGUGGAGGAAAGUGGCUCCGAGGAUGCCGAGUCAUCCCCGCGGUCCAGCGCGCCCGCUCGUGGCCUCUCCAUCGACCAGGAGUCCCCGCCGGACCCCUACCACCUGUCGCCCUGGCGCGACACCCGCAAGCACUCGCUUCCGACGCCGUCGUGCACCACUGGACCCACUGCCAGCCAGGUCCGUCGUUUGUCUGAACGAGGUGAGGGUGCAGCACGAGAAGCUCGCGAAGCAGCUUUCUUGGCUACUCUAAGCCAAGCUCCGCCCCAACCUGGAGGCCGAAGGCACUCCGUUGUGACAAUAUCUAGAGUACCACAAGCACUGUUCGGGCGCGGACGCCGCGAGUCCAUCGCCGCAUUCCCGGCUCUCGGCCGUCGCCGCGACUCAGGAUCUAAAAAAUGUCUACCAGCCAUCGACACACUCGGAAGCACUCACAAUCUGCAGCUGGAUAUAAUGGAUGACAUUGUGCAAGCACGUAAAGUCCGUAUGCGUCUCUGGAACACCUCGAACGAACGCGUCUGUGAGGUGCAACCUCUGGACGAACGCUCGCCGAUGAGUGGCUCCGUGAGGUACACAAAUCGUGGUCGUCGGCACUCGGACUUCGUGGGAUCUCCCCUGCCGCCGAUCCCGGCGCGCCGCCGCGCCUCCGAGAUGCCGCCGCCGCCUCCCAUCCCGCCCCGCACGGGCGCCGGCGUCGUGUGCACCGACACCGACCUCCAUCACAUGCUCAAUGCGCUCACAUCCUCGGCCACCGAGAUAGACCGCUGCGGCAAACCAGAACGCACUAGGCGCCUAGCUGACAUGCGCUCCAGCAGCUUUGACGCCUCCACCCUGCGAGACAAGCCCCUGGACUCCGGCACCACAUGGUUCACACGACGGCACCAGACUUUAGCCACGAAGAAAAAGGAAAACGAGCCAAAGAAAGGAAAGGUGACUUUUGCUCCCGACUCAAAACAGGCCCCGGGAGACGCAGCGGCAGUCGUGUGGGAUCGUCCGUCCGGGUCGGUGGUAGAUGCCAGCGCUCUGGGUAGCGCCAUUGAGGUGUUUUUGAGAAAGAGCGGUGCAGGUGACCCAGGUCCUAGCUCCUCGAGCAUGGCCGUGAUAAAGGAAACUGGAAAAGUAGGGGACGAUCGUCCCAAGCCACGUGACAUUCCAGGGCCGGCGCGGGCGCCGCGCGCGGGCGAGCGCUGGUGCAGGCCCGAGGAGGAGGAGGCGGCCGAGGGCUGCGACGCCACGCUCUGCUCCUCGAUAAAGGACCUCUUCGUGUAAGCGCCGCGACGCGUUUAAACUCUUGUAAAUUAUUACCUAUAGUUGUCAAAUAAAGCUCACGUCUCAGACGGCGCGAGCGAGUAGGUGCGCCCGAGCGCACCUUUGUACUUUAUGAAUCUUUCAAUGUGAUAGACUACGCGCGGGCGCCGGUCGUCCAGAGUCGACUCACGACCGACGCCCGCUACGCGUGAUAUUAUUUUUAGAGUAAAUUCUAUUUUCAUUGUAAAUUUUUUGAUAUUAGCGAUCAAAUAUUGACUUAAUGUUAGAUAGAGAAUUAUAUUCGUGAUUGCGGGCGCGCAUUUCUACGCCUCGUGCGGUCCCCCGCGCGCCCCACCCCGCCCCGUCUCGUUGGACAAUCUGUGUCUUGUAAUCCAUGUUACCAUUAAACAAUUAAAAUUUUAUCAUAUACCUAGCAGACAUUAAGGUGGAGACGUUGGGAGAAACGUACGCUUAAUAGACGAAGGCGGCAUCCAGUCGUCUUUUAUCAAUAAAAGUUUUUA